Molecule: messenger RNA, 1746 nt
Organism: Selaginella moellendorffii
Lineage: Eukaryota; Viridiplantae; Streptophyta; Lycopodiopsida; Selaginellales; Selaginellaceae
Product: pentatricopeptide repeat-containing protein At4g02750-like
Exons: 1
Coding region: 1-1746 (581 amino acids)
Biological process (GO): RNA modification
Molecular function (GO): RNA binding; protein binding
Source: RefSeq, a predicted model, not a curated record
AUGCUCGAUCAUUCUCGAUCUUCCAGUGCUGUCGAAGUAGAAGCCUUGGAUGGUCUAAUCCGAUCGUGCACCACGCUCGCGCAGGUGAAGAGCAUCCAUGCUCGGAUCGAUCCAGAGCUCCUGCGCGCCAGGACCUACCUCUCCAACGUUCUCAUCCUUGUCUACGGCAAGUUUAAGAGUUCCAGCACCGCAAGAGCGGUCUUCGAUGGCAUCCUCGACCACAAGAGAAAUUCCUACUCGUGGUCUCUUCUCCUCUCCGCCUACACUCACAGCGGCGAAAUUCGUGAAGCAAAGGCUCUGUUCGAUCGAAUGCCCGCGUGGGACUUGGUUGUUUGGAACUCUCUCUUGGGAGCGUAUGCUCACUCGGGGUAUGUCCUCCAAGCAAAGCUCCUGUUUGACGAGAUCCCAGAGUGGAACGUGAUCUCGUGGACAGCCCUCUUGACGAGCUACAUCAACAGCAAUGACUUCGAUUCGGCUACCCGAGUGUUUUCCAGCAUGGAAGAAAGGAACCUUGUGACUUGGAACGCUCUUCUAUCCGGAUAUGCCCAAACCGGGCAUAUUUUGCAAACCAAACGAGUCUUUGAUUGCAUGGCGGAGUGGAGCUUGGUCUCAUGGACCGCAAUCUUAUCGGCAUUUUCACAAAGUGGAGACAUCGAAUCGGCAAAAAAUGUCUUCACAUCGAUGCCGGAGCUGGAUUCAGUCUCCUGGAACGUGAUGCUAGCAGCAUUUGCCCGAGAUGGGCAAUUGGAUCAAGCAAAGAGGCUGUUUGAUCUAGUGCCGCAACCAAACUUGGUGUCCUGGAACUCAAUGCUGGCUGCUUACACCCUGUCCGGGAAGAUCGACGACGCAAAGCUCUUUUUCGAUGGGAUGCCUGAACGAGACAUCAUCUCCUGGAACACGAUGCUGGAUUCGUAUGCCCAAAAGGGGCAUUGCCGGCUCGAGGAGGCCACGAGCCUGUAUGAUCAAAUGCCCGAGCGCAACACCGGGAGCUGGACGUCGCUGCUCACGGCCUACGCUCAAACCGGCCACGUCCAAGAGAUGGAAACUCUCUUCUCUCGGAUCCCAGGCAAGGACGUAGUGUCGUGGACCGUGACGCUCGCGGCCUACGCUCAAAACAAGCUCGCGGGGAAGGCGAGAGCUGUCUUCCACGCCAUGCCCGUCAGGAACUCGGUCUCGUGGAACGCCAUGGUCUCGGCCUACACGAGCAAGGGGCUCGUCCGCCACGCCGAGAAGCUGCUGGAAGGAAUGCCCGAGAGGGAUGGAGUGGCGGUGAAUUCCCUGCUCGGGGCCUACGCCGUCAAGGGCGAAUUUGAGGCGUGCUUGGAGCUGCUGCGGGAGAUGGAUGCUGGAGGCGGGCGCAAGCCCGACGAGGCCGCUUUCGUGUGCGUUCUCGCGGCAUGUAGUCGCGUUGGAGCUCUCGCCGCUGGCUGGAGAUGCUUCUACUCGAUGGUGGCGGACUAUGGAGUGGAGCCGAGCAAGCUAGCGUUUAGCUGCAUGGUGGAUUUGCUGGCGCGAGCCGGGCACACGAGAGAGGCCAAGGAGCUUGUCGCGGAGAUGCCAUUCCCGCCGGACGCCAUCGACUGGAGGUGCUUGCUUGCUGCGAGCAGCACUCAAAAGGAUCACACCAUCGCUGCCAAAGCUGCAAAGUCGGCACUUAGGCUAUCUCCAGUGAGCACCUCGUCCUACUUGAUCCUAGCGAACACUUGUCAGGGGAGCAAGGAGCGCUCAAGAUUGUAUUUAAUGUGA